Messenger RNA from Guyanagaster necrorhizus, 888 nucleotides. RefSeq lists its product as uncharacterized. The record is from RefSeq and is a predicted model, not a curated record. Lineage: Eukaryota; Fungi; Basidiomycota; Agaricomycetes; Agaricales; Physalacriaceae. Bases 1 to 888 code for a protein of 295 amino acids. The transcript is spliced from 4 exons.
AUGCCUCGCAUUGCCUGCAAGGAACCUACCAAACGCACCCCGACCCAAUGCCAAGUUUGCUUCAAGUCGCAUGCACAAAUGCAAAUACUGUCCCAUGCGCAUGUGGCAAAAACCCAACCUCAACGCCCACGUCUGCUCAAAACACACGGGCGAAAGCCGUACAAAUGUGGUGCCCCGGGAUGUAACUUCGCUUCACCCAGUGCUUCUGGCCGGCAUCGCCACAGAAAGGAUUGCGAACUGUUUCUCGAUCCGAAUUUCGUCCACAAAACAUUUCCCGGGAAACAGCUUCACCCCGGUGUCAAUGCCGGCGUCCCGCUUGAAGGAUUCAUCACAUUCUCAAUGGUGUCCUCCAAAUCUGACAUUGAGGCAUGGCUCCCAGAGGACACACCAAUUCCCCCACCAAUCGCCUCCCCACAAGGAUGUGACUUGAAUUUCCCUGAAAUGGUCUCCUCACCCUCUGACUCCAGUGUGACCGACAACUCACUAUCCAUGGAUUUCAGCGGUGGCAUGACGGAAUCACCACUGCCUGAUUUCUUUCUUCGUGCGGCAUCGCCUGCAUCAUCAGAUCUCAGCUCCGAGUCUUCCAUCUCUUCGACAUCCUCCGUCGUGAUCGAACCUCGGCUACUUUCGCCUCCCUUUUACCUGGAUUUCGAUCAAUCCUACACAGCUAGUUUCGACGGGUUAUCCACCGGGUCAAGUACAGUGGACUUCAAUGCACUUGCCCUCUAUUCCUUCAUUGCAUUCCCAUUGAAUGACGCAUCUUCCUUGCCCUUUCGAUCGUCAAUGGAAGAUUUCUCUCUUCCACCGUUCGAGCAGCUUUUUUCAUCGCUCUACAUCGACACCGAGAAAUUUCUCGAACAAACUUUAUUCGACACGACUUUAACUUGA